AUGACCGUCACUAUUGUGGUCGACAUCAUCACUAUGGGACAGCACCUGAACGAGCUUCAGUUUGUCACCUGGCACACUCAAGUGGAGGACAUCUUCGACCUUUGGCACUUUACCUCGCAGAGCGCGACGUUCCUACACGUGACCUCGCCACUAUCUACAAAGGUGGUUGAAGAGUUCCAAGACGUGGACACACCCCAAGAUAACACGCCUUAUGACCACUUCAAAACGAUGGUGCUGCAACGUGAGUCCGUGUCUGCGCGCAAGCGUCUCCAGCAGCUUCUCAACGAAGAGGAGCUCGGCGGCCAUCCACGGUUGGAACUUAUACGCCGGGAAUGGCACCCGGGCUGCGACUUCCGUGCGCUCAACGCGCCCACAUUUCCUGAUCCCUAUCCACUCACUCUCAUUCACGACUUCCCAGCCAACCUACAUGGAACGGUAAUAUUCCACAGGAUAAUUUCGCUGAAGGCCUACCAUCAACCUGCUGUCGAGUCAGCGGACAACCCAAAGACUGCAGUUGUGACACCAAUCGGGCAUAUCGAGUGCAUCCACAUGCCGUUCGGACUGAGAAACGCAGUUGACACGUUCGAGAGGUUUAUCAAGAAGGGCAACCAGGGACCGUCCUUCGAAUUUGCAUAA
Messenger RNA from Dermacentor andersoni, 636 nucleotides. The record is from RefSeq and is a predicted model, not a curated record. Lineage: Eukaryota; Metazoa; Arthropoda; Arachnida; Ixodida; Ixodidae.